Molecule: messenger RNA, 1668 nt
Organism: Closterium sp. NIES-67
Lineage: Eukaryota; Viridiplantae; Streptophyta; Zygnematophyceae; Desmidiales; Closteriaceae
Source: the annotation of a GenBank genome assembly
GCAUGGGGGAAAGGAGGCACCCAGCAGCAACAGGCGAGGAGAUCUCCUGACUCUGCUGCGGUAUGGCAGCAUGGGAGAACUCAUUCUCGCCUCCAGGUCUCCUCCCUCUUCCCCACUUCCUGCUGGCUCUCUCCCCGGUGCCUCCCCUCUUGCCCUCGAGGGAAUUCCGCCCAUCCCACUUCUCCUGGCAGCGGCCCAACUCCAGACAUACGCACUGCUGCUGCAGCACCUGUUGCUGCUGCGAAUGCUAGCGAUGCUGCUGCGGAAGGCGGGCUGGGAUUAAAUGGGCAAGGCACGGUGCCUGGGCGCAAUGCAACCAUUAUCAGCAGCCAGCCCAAAGUGGAGGCGGCAUGGGCAGAAACGGGUCGCAAGGAGAUUACUCACGCUGCCACGGGCCGGCGCGUGGACAGGUUUUAUUUCGGCUGCUCCGUUCUGGGCUGCCCGGCACGCAAAGUCGUGGAUGUUCAGCUGCCCAGCUGCCGACCUAUGAGCCCAGCUGUAGUGGAUAGUGUGUAUUGCAGGGGGAGGGGGCGGGGGAGAGAGGGAGAGAGGAAGGGGAGGAGAGAAGGGAGCGGAUGGAGGAGAGUGGUGGGGAGGGCGGUGCAGGGGAAGGAACGAUGAGUGAGCGAGGGAGGGGGAGCGGCACACGCAUGCAUGGCAAGACGAAUGGAAUGGAGUCGGGUGCAGCAGGGGGAGGGAACGACUGGGAGGGGGAGGUCACCGGGCAGGUGACAGAAACGUUCUACGGAUUCCAUCUGGGGCACCCCCCCCCUCCCCCUCCUCUCUCUUCCGCUCCUCACCCACCGCUGCUGCUGCUGCUGCCGCCGUCACGGCCUCUGGAGCUCCACCAGUGGCCCAGGCCGGCUUUGACGUGCCUCGGAGUAACGCUGUUGCUGUUGCUGGCGGUCCCCUGCCAUCAGCCCCGGCAGGAUUUGAGGCGAGAUUUGGAGCACCUCGACGCACCAUCCACCGAGUCUCCUCCCUCCCACCUACCUCCUCCUUACCACUGCCCUUGUCUCGAGGCGUUCCUGUCACACCCGCUGCUGCUGCUCCUCCUGCUGCUGCUUCUGCUGCUGCGGCUGCUGCUGCUGCGGCUGCUGCUGCUGCGGCUGCUGCUGCUGCGGCUUGUGCUAAUGCAAGUGUGCCUGACCCUUUUUACUCCAGUGCUCGUCCCAUCGCCGCUGCCCUUCCAACCACACCUGGUCCUCCCUUGGGUCACUCAAACGAUCAAUCGGGCUUCCCCACUCUCCGUUGCGGUCCGGAUCGCAAUCCCCCAUCCCCCAGUCCCCCACCCAUCCCGCACACCCCACCUACCAGCCCUCCCCCCAGCCUCAUCUCCCCAAUCUCCCCUCACCUCUGCACCCACCUCCUCCCCUGCCUCGUCCAACCUGCUCGCCCCUCUCCCGCGCUCCCUCACUCGCCAGAAACCCGUGCCUUCUCUCUCUCCCAACCGCGACUCCUUUCCGGGCAGCUAUGAUGGAAACGGACAGUUGGAAGGCAUGCAAGAUGAAUACGCCAGCUAGGCGAACAGGCUGGCUUUUUGCAAGUGGUUAUGGCAGUGAUGUAAGGCAAGGUGGGUUUUGCAUGGUCUGCCAGCUGUUUACCCCCAGGAAAACAAGGUUACAUUCUAUAUAUUGUGACAUCUUUGUUUGAAUCAUCAUUGUCACA